AUGUGUAGUCAGUUUCAGUCAGAAACUGAUACCGAAAUCUUUGCUCAUCUCAUUCAAAAUGCUCUAGAUAAAGCUACAGUUAAUUCUGAGUGUGAUUUUAUUGCUGUUGUGCAAGAAGCUCUUCUACCUAUUGAAGGUAAUUAUGCGUUAGGUAUUCUCAAUGUACAAUACCCUGACCAGCUUCUGUUUAUUCGUCAAGGUAGUCCUCUUAUUAUUGGUCUAGGAGAUGAUGCUUGUUUUGCUGCAUCAGAUAUACCUGCAAUUCUGAGUUAUACACGCAGAAUGCUAGUCCUUGAGGACGGUGAUAUUGCUCAAUUAACUCGGAAAGGCGUUCUAGUCUAUAAUUCAAACGGUGACGAAGUUCAGCGUCCAAUUAGUACUAUUUCUUGGGAUCCCAUUCGGGCAGAGAAGGGGGGGUAUCCUCACUUUAUGCUUAAAGAGAUUCAUGAACAGCCCCGGGCUAUUUCAGAUACGCUUGCUGGUCGUCUUAGCUCAGAGCAGGGUCGUGUUUAUUUUGAAACAGCAUUUGUUCCAGACGAUAUCAUCCUUAAUAUUGAUCGAGUUUUGAUUAUUGCUUGUGGGACAAGUUUUCAUGCUGGUCUGACAUCUUGCUAUGAUUAUGAACGUAUUCUUGGUAUUCCUACUUCUGCAGAGUUUGCCAGUGAAUUUAGGUACCGUAAUCCUAUAUUGAAUGAUAAAACACUUGUUAUUGCUAUAUCUCAAAGCGGAGAAACAGCUGAUACACUGGCUGCUGUUGACCUUGCAAAACAGAAAGGCGCGACAGUUUUAUCUGUAUGUAAUAUGAUUGAAUCAACUAUUGUUCGUGCUAGUGAUUAUGUCAUUUAUACACAUGCAGGACCAGAGAUUAGUGUGGCUAGUACUAAAGCUUUUGUCACACAGUUAGUAAGCUUACAAUUGAUUCUGCUUUAUAUAGGAAAAAAUCGUGGUAUUCUUCGCAAAAAAGAAUUACAGACGUUGACUCAAGAUUUACUUCACCUUCCUACGGUUGCCUCAAAUUUAUUGUCCUCUGAGCAGCAGAUACAGCAUAUUGCUCGUAGGUAUGCCUAUGCUCAAAAUAUGCUAUAUCUCGGACGAGAUAUUCAUUAUCCACUUGCUAUGGAAGGUGCUCUGAAACUAAAAGAAAUUAGUUAUAUUCAUGCAGAGGCUUACCCUGCAGGUGAAAUGAAGCAUGGUCCAAUUGCGCUUAUAGAUAAAGAUGUACCUGUCUUUUUUAUUAUUCAUGCUAGCUCUGUACGUGAAAAAGUUAUCGCUAACAUGGAGGAAAUUAAAGCAAGAGAUGGCAAAAUUAUUGCUUUAACUUUACCGCAAGAUGAGGAGGUAAAAAGGGUUGCCGAUCAUGUAAUAGAAGUCCCCAGUAUAAGUCCCCAUGUAGACUCUAUUUUACUGUCUAUACCAUUACAGUUAUUUGCUUAUUAUGUUGCUGUUCACCGAGGAACUGAUGUGGAUCAACCACGUAACCUUGCUAAGAGUGUUACGGUGGAAUAA
Ylistrum balloti is the source of this 1506-nucleotide messenger RNA. Its product is annotated as glutamine--fructose-6-phosphate aminotransferase [isomerizing]-like. Gene Ontology annotation, molecular function: carbohydrate derivative binding; L-glutamine:D-fructose-6-phosphate transaminase (isomerizing) activity. Gene Ontology annotation, cellular component: cytosol. The coding region runs from base 1 to 1506 and encodes 501 amino acids. Lineage: Eukaryota; Metazoa; Mollusca; Bivalvia; Pectinida; Pectinidae. The transcript has a single exon. Gene Ontology annotation, biological process: fructose 6-phosphate metabolic process; UDP-N-acetylglucosamine metabolic process; protein N-linked glycosylation. The record is from RefSeq and is a predicted model, not a curated record.